Branchiostoma floridae (Florida lancelet) is the source of this 2573-nucleotide messenger RNA. RefSeq names its product V-type proton ATPase subunit C 1-A-like. Bases 191 to 1360 code for a protein of 389 amino acids. NCBI's taxonomy places the organism in Eukaryota, Metazoa, Chordata, Leptocardii, Amphioxiformes, Branchiostomatidae. The record is from RefSeq and is a predicted model, not a curated record. Gene Ontology annotation, molecular function: proton-transporting ATPase activity, rotational mechanism. Gene Ontology annotation, biological process: proton transmembrane transport. Gene Ontology annotation, cellular component: lysosomal membrane; vacuolar proton-transporting V-type ATPase, V1 domain. The transcript is spliced from 14 exons.
GCGUACGCAUACCUGACGCUAUGCUCCUCGUCGCAUCACAUGAUAAUUUGUGUCCCUUGGAAGAAGGUCGUGAUUUUUAAAUCCUUGUGAAAAUAUAGCAAUUUAUGCGUGAUACCAAACCAGUCGGCUUCCUCGGACGACAUACGAACACUUUUGAGCUCAUCUCAGUGCAGAAACCCUACAGAGCACUAUGUCGGAGUUCUGGCUGAUCUCUGCCCCGGGGGAGAAGACUUGCCAGCAGACGUGGGAGAAGAUGAACAACUGCACAGCCAAGACUCAGACUUUGUCCUCCAACACCAAGUUCCACAUACCAGACUUAAAGGUUGGUACUCUGGACAUCCUAGUUGGCCUGUCAGAUGAGCUGGGCAAGCUGGACAGCUAUGUGGAAAGUGUUGCCAGAAAAGUGGCGCAGUACCUGGGUGAUGUGCUAGAGGACCAGAAAGACAAGCUGCAGGAAAAUCUGCUGGCCAAUGGAGUUGAUUUGGCCACCUACAUCAAGAGAUUCCAGUGGGACAUGGCCAAGUACCCCAUCAAGCAGUCCCUCAAGAACAUCUCUGAGAUCAUCGGCAAGCAAGUGAGCCAGAUAGACGCUGAUCUGAAGAGCAAGUCUCAGGCCUACAACAACCUGAAGGGAAACCUGCAGGCCAUGGCGAGAAAGGCAACUGGCAGCCUUUUAACCAGAAGUCUGGGAGACCUGGUGAAGAAGGAAGACUUUGUGAUGGACUCUGAGUACCUGCAGACAUUACUAGUGGUGGUUCCCAACCAAUGCUAUGAUGACUGGAAGGAGAAGUAUGAGACACUAACAGACAUGGUGGUGCCCAGAUCUUCCAAAAAGAUAUAUGAAGACAACGACCACGGACUGUUCACAGUUACCAUGUUCACACGGGUGGUCGACGAGUACAAGCACCAUGCUCGCGAAAACAGAUUUGUGGUGAGAGAAUUCCAGUACAAUGAGGAAGAGAUGACUGCUGGGAAAAAUGAGCUGUCCAAGCUCGCCUCUGACAAGAAGAAACAAUUCGGUCCCCUGGUCAGAUGGCUGAAGGUGAACUUCAGCGAGGCUUUCACAGCUUGGAUCCACGUUAAGGCUCUACGUGUGUUUGUGGAGUCUGUGCUCAGAUAUGGUUUGCCAGUGAACUUCCAGGCCAUGCUGUUGCAGCCCCUGAAUAAGAAGGUUCACCGUAAGCUGAGAGACUCUCUGCAGCAGCUCUACGGUCAUCUGGACAGCAGCUCCUUUGCUGUUGAUGAUCUUCCAAUGGACAUUCCGGGUCUGAGUGGAAUGAACAUCGGACAGGGCGAGUACUACCCAUACGUGUACUACAGCAUCAACACAGACAUGCUAUCUGACGUGGUCAAACGGUAGUCCAACAGACGCUGGUACAUUCUGGUAGAGAAAUGGUUAACUACGUCAAUGAAAGGGCCCACAUAUAAGUGUAUAAUCAUCAGAGGGAGCAACAAGGAAUGGGGGAAUUCGCCGACUUUUGCUGAAUUUUAUUUUACACAAACUUAACACCAGACAUGCUAUCUGAUGUUGUCAAACGGUAGUCCAACAGACGCUGGUACAUUCUGGUAGAGUAACGGUUACUACAUGAAUUAAAGAGCCCACAUAUAAAUGUAUAAUCAUCAGAGGGAGCAACAAGGAAUGGGGAAUUUGACGACUUUUGCUGAAUUUUAUUUUGCACAAACUUAACAUCAGACAUGCUAUCUGAUGUUGUCAAACGGUAGUCCAACAGACGCUGGUACAUUCUGAUAGAGUAACGGUUACUACAUGAAUUAAAGAGCCCACGUAUAAGUGUUAAGUCAUCAGAGGGAGCAACAAGGAAUGGGGAAUUCGACAACUUUUACUGAAUUUUAUUUGUCACAAACUUAUGUGGGUUUGUUUUAACAGUGGGAUGUCAGAAAGCUGCAAAAUCAUGAGUAUCUGCUGCUUUGUAAAUUUGGUAAGCCUGUAUUAGUUCUGUCAUAAGUAAUUUUUGUUUUUAUGUUUGUCUAUUUUUAAUCAGGCAUAAUUUGUAAAUAGUCCUUAUGUUGGAGUCAACUCAAUGUUGAAGACCAAAUUGAUGACAGAUUCUUGCGCAAAAUUAAGACAUGCAAAAAUCACUGAGUUUACCAGACUUCUGUCAAUGAUAAAGAUUUCCCCUGAAGUUAGACCGUCAAGACUUAAGAAAACAUUUAAAGAAGACAGCAGGCAAAAUAAGACUUAAUGCGAAUGUAUUUAAUAGUAGUUCAGCGUACAAAAUGUACAGAUACAGUGUUGAUAUCAUUAUGAUAUAUAAUAGUAACUUUGAUGGCUGGAGGCUCGCAUAGAUAAUUGUAUCACUCAACUUUCCUGUAGUGUCUUCAUAGUUAGACCCUCACUCAAAAUUUCUAAACUUACUAGUAGUCUUGUGUAAAUCAUGGUACAUAGGGCAAAUGUAGUGCAUUAUUGAAGUGACUUGAUCUAUAAAGUGACAAUAAUUGAUGGGGACUGUAUUUUACUGUGUACUGCCUGUGCAAUAUAUGUCUGAAUAGACCAGAAACCCUUGUGUGAAGACCGGGAUGUUGUAAGAUAAUGUCUGUGAUUGUCUUGUUGAUUG